AUGUCAACACCAACGCAAUCAGCAAUCAUCUGGCCCGACAAGUUUCUACCGGGUACAACAGAUAAUUUCGUUAGCAACGAAAUCAUUGUCAAGGACAUCACAGUCACGCAAAUCUGGGAGCAAUUAAAUGAUAUUUCAAAGUGGCAGUCGUAUUAUAGAAAUUGCGAUCAAAUCACCGAGCCAAAAACUGGACCUCGAUUGCAGAAGGGCGAUGUAUUCAAAUUCAGCACGUUCGGGCUACCUGUCUUGACGUGUCUAGUUGAAGAGGCAGUUUCGCCUGGACCGGGCCAUGCUGGUCGUCUUGCGUGGUCCACACGACUGGGUGGCGACACGAACGAGAAAAUUGAAGUUUAUCAUGCUUGGUUAGUGGAAGAUCUUGAAGGAAAUAGAGUGAGGGUGAUGACCCAGGAAAGUCAAAUCGGCGAGCCGGCCGCAAGGUUGGCCACAGCGAAGCCUAACAGAAUGUUGCUUGGCCAUCAGGACUGGCUAGAUGGAUUGGUCAAGGCGGUGAAGGGAGAGGAGAUUGGAGAGACAAAUUUAGAAAGCGUAUAAUUCUGGGUAGGUUACCUGCCGGAGCGAAAUGGAUGAUGUCUGCGAUUUCAGGGUAGGAGAAGGCAAGUUGUCAAUUAAAAAUACCAUCAAUUAUAUCCAGAAGGCAAAGGAUAGUCUGACUGCUUCGCU
Molecule: messenger RNA, 681 nt
Organism: Trichoderma atroviride IMI 206040
Lineage: Eukaryota; Fungi; Ascomycota; Sordariomycetes; Hypocreales; Hypocreaceae
Source: RefSeq, a predicted model, not a curated record